Alternaria rosae is the source of this 1619-nucleotide messenger RNA. RefSeq names its product mRNA binding post-transcriptional regulator. Gene Ontology annotation, molecular function: mRNA binding. Gene Ontology annotation, biological process: mRNA splice site recognition. The coding region runs from base 229 to 1449 and encodes 406 amino acids. Gene Ontology annotation, cellular component: cytosol. The transcript has 6 exons. Lineage: Eukaryota; Fungi; Ascomycota; Dothideomycetes; Pleosporales; Pleosporaceae. The record is from RefSeq and is a predicted model, not a curated record.
UCCUUCGCUCUCCCUCACCACCCACUCCUUCGUGCGCGACCCGGAGUUACUGUCGCCGCCUUUCCCGACUGUCUCCUAGGCGUGUUCCUUGGCCUGUACUCUCGACUGCCUCCGCGACUGCAGUGAUAGAAGGAACCGGAUCUAAUCGUUCUCUAUCAUAAUUAGAGCUCAUACCCUUACUCCGCACCUCCGUUAGCUCAAUCGUCUACCCCGCCUGAUCUAUCAGUCAUGUCUUUCAAUAACAGCUACGGCGACCAAUUCCAAGGCCAGCCCCAGGGCGACAUGAACAACCAGACCCCGCAGCCCGGCGACAUGGGCCAGCCCAUGGACGCUUCCGGCAACGGCUUCCCACCCCAGGGCAACAUGGGCCCGCCAGGCAGCGCUGGUGGUGACGGCCAAGGCCAGGGUGCGGGCAAGACGACUCUCUGGAUGGGUGAACUCGAGCCCUGGAUCGACGAGAACUUCGUGCGCAGCAUUUGGUACAACAUGGGCGAGACUGUCAACGUCAAGAUGAUCCGCGACAAGUUCUCCGGCAAUGCUGGAUAUUGCUUCGUCGACUUCGCGAGCCCUGAUGCUGCGUCCAAGGCCCUUAGCCUCAACGGCCAACUGAUCCCUAACUCCAACCGCCCGUUCAAGCUGAACUGGGCCUCUGGUGGUGGUCUUGCUGACAGGAGCCGCGAUGAGCGUGGUCCCGAAUUCAGCAUCUUCGUCGGAGACUUGGGCCCCGAGGUCACCGAGUUCGUCCUCGUACAACUCUUCCAGAACAAGUACCAGUCCACCAAGUCCGCCAAGAUCAUGUCCGACCCCAUCAGCGGUAUGUCGCGCGGCUACGGUUUUGUCCGGUUCGCUAGCGAGGAGGACCAGCAAAAGGCCCUCACCGAGAUGCAGGGCGUCUACUGCGGCAACCGCCCCAUGCGUAUCUCCACCGCCACACCCAAGAACAAGAGCGGUGGUCCCGGAGGUCCCGGCGGAAUGGGCGGCAUGCCCCAAGGCGGCGGCGGCCCUGGUAUGGGCAUGUACUCUAUGGGCGCUCCCCCUAUGGGCGGCUACUACGGUGCUCCUCAGCCCAUGAACCAGUUCACUGACCCCAACAACACCACCGUCUUCGUCGGCGGUCUCUCCGGCUACGUCACCGAGGACGAGCUCCGCUCCUUCUUCCAGGGCUUUGGCGAGAUCACAUACGUCAAGAUUCCCCCAGGCAAAGGCUGCGGUUUCGUCCAGUUCGUUCAGCGCCACGCAGCCGAGAUGGCCAUCAACCAGAUGCAAGGCUACCCCAUCGGUAACUCUCGCGUCCGUCUCAGCUGGGGUCGCUCGCAGAACAACUCUGGCCCAGCCGGUACUCCUUACCGCCCUGCACCACCUCCACCAGUUCCCUUUGGCCCAGGCAUGGGUAUGCCCCCGCAACACCCCUACGGCGGUGGCGGUGGCUACGGCCCGAUGAUGAAGUAAGCGCAUUCUUUCCCUCUGUAUUGCUUGCACGGCGCUUCUGUCAUGGUUCAUCCCGUUGGCUUACUGCAACGAUCCCUUUCAUGACUCAGCAUGACGAAUUUCGAGCGAUUUGGUCUUUAGUUCUAUAACGGGCGGUUCUCCAAAAGUUCUCGACUUCUUCUCACGACACU